GGACUCCCUUCUUUCCCUCCUACUUUUUUCUCUCUCCCUUCUCUUCUCUCCACCCAGAAGCAAAGUCAGGCACUGGAGGAAAGCAGGGUUGUGUUGGGGGUGGAGGGAGGAAGAGGGAAAGAGAGAGAGAGAAACAAAAGGGGGAGAAAGUGAGAAGAGGAAAGCAAGAAGGGAAGUGAGUAGGAAGAGCUCAGGAGAGAGAAAAGAAAAAGGGGAAGAAAGAUUCUGGGAGAUCUUGCCCUAUGUUCACACUGCACCGCGCAGGGGCAAGAUUAAGGGGGGUACAUUUAAGAACCUGGGAGCCUCUGGCUGUUCCCCCGAGUAGCGAAGGGGCCUGAGCUACUGUAGCCGCAGCUACUGUCCCAGACUGCACGUGGGUGGCUGCUCCAGCAGCGGCAGCAACGGAGGCUGCACAAGCUGGACUGGCAGUGGGACGUGGUCUUGGGUGGGCACCUCUCUCCCUUCGGAAAGAGAAGACACGACAAGGCAGGGCUCAGGCGCCUCGGCUGUCUGUAGGGAGCAAGGCAAGUCAGAGGACUAGGUAGAGUGGGAGUAGGAUAGAGGUGCGUGUGUGUGAGAGAGAGAGGUCGGCUCUUGUCCCCUUUGCUGACCGGACCUCAUGUUUCUGCUCCGGGAUUACGGAACUCUUUGGAAGAAGACAGCGAGGACGGGAUUCCCUCUUUUCAGCUGAUCCGUGCACCCCCAUCCUCCCCGCAUCCUCCAAAUCUAGGACCUAGGCGUCUGAGGGGAUGAGGAGGUACACUGUGCUGAUCCCCGUUCUCCUAACCUGCUGGUGCCUGCUGCCGUUGUCUAUAAAUGGUAUUCAUCCAGAAUGCAGAUUGUACAUGGAAAUCCAUGAAGAGGAAACCAAAUGUAUGGCCUUCCUAAGUACCCAAACAGAACACAAAGCAUGUAGUGGAGUCUGGGACAACAUUACGUGCUGGCAUCCUGCUGACAUUGGAGAGACUGUCACAGUUCCGUGUCCAAAAAUAUUCACGAGUUUAAACAACAAACCAGGAAAUAUCAGCAAAAACUGUACUAGUAAGGGAUGGUCAGAGAUCUUUCCAAAUUUCUUAAGUGCCUGUGGCUAUGGUGACUCUGAAGAUGAUAAUAAGAUGACUUUUUUUAUCCUGGUGAAAGCAAUUUAUACCCUGGGAUACAGUGUCUCUCUCAUUGCUUUGACAACUGGAAGUAUAAUUCUUUGUCUAUUCAGGAAGCUGCACUGUACGAGGAAUUACAUCCAUUUGAACCUUUUCCUCUCGUUCAUCUUGAGAGCUAUCUCUGUCUUAGUCAAGGAUGACAUUCUUUAUUCUAACUCUAGCACUCUCCACUGUCUGGACCAGGCAUCUUCAUUGGUUGGCUGCAAGUUGAUCUUGGUGUUUUUCCAGUACUGUAUCAUGGCAAAUUUUUAUUGGCUCCUGGUAGAAGGGCUUUACCUUCACACACUCCUUAUGGUUAUAUUUUCCUCAAACCGAUAUUUCUUGAUGUAUCUUCUGAUUGGAUGGGGAAUCCCUACAAUCUUUAUUGUUGUGUGGACUUUGGCAAGAAUCUUCUUAGAAGACAAUGGUUGCUGGGAUACAAAUGAACACAAUGUUCCCUGGUGGGUGAUACGAACUCCAAUUUUAAUUUCUAUCUUCGUGAAUUUUAUCCUUUUCAUUAGUAUUAUAAGAAUUUUACUGCAGAAGUUGAGAUCUCCAGAUGUCGGAGGCAAUGAUCAGUCACAGUACAAGAGACUCACCAAGUCAACACUGCUACUCAUCCCUUUAUUUGGAGUUCACUAUAUGAUUUUUGCUGUGUUUCCUAUCGGCGUUUCCAACACAUAUCAGAUACUGUUUGAAUUAUGUAUUGGAUCAUUCCAGGGCCUGGUUGUUGCAAUUCUCUACUGUUUUUUGAACAGUGAAGUGCAAAGCGAACUAAAGAGAAAAUGGCGAAGCUUGUGUUUGAACCAGUCCAUGAACCGGGAUUACAGGCUUCAUAGCUCCUCGAUCUCUCGCAAUGGCUCUGAAAGCAUCUUGCAUUUUCAUCGGAAUUCCCGAGCUCACUCCUUCCUGCAGACUGAAACCACAGUGAUAUGAGCAACAAAGUCCAGCUACCCAAGCCUAUAUCCCCUGUGGCCAUAUGUGGUAUAUUUCUCAGCUAUGCUGGGGUGUUUCUGCUUCCCUUCCCAUCUCUGUGUCUGAAAUGGCCCAUUUUGUGAGCCAUUGGCAGCUCAGCCCUGUAGACUUUGAGCUUUAAGUUUGAUUCACUCAUAUUGUACUCUCGUGUGAUGUGUUCGUCAUGUAUCUGGAUCUGAAAGCUAAUUAUGGCUAAACUGCAGCAUUUUUUAAACCUUUUUUUAAGUGCUUCAGACCUAGAAUGUACAUGUAUUUGGGAUCUUUGAUAAAAUGUCCAUUAUCAAGGGGAAAAGAGAAGGGAGUGAGAUGAUCUCUGAGAUGCACAGGUCAAAGUUGGUUAAGAACAGCAAGAGAGAUCCAAGAGCUAGAUCCUGCCCUGUAAGGAAGCACCGGUCUCGGUAGUCUCCCUCUGACCCCAGUGAGGUCUUCAUCAACUUCCCUAUUCAAGUCUUUAGUUUAAGCAUAGAAACAAGCAACCCUUUAUUUUCUAUGGGAAAUACUGUUUGGAUUCAGACCUACCUCAGUGAAAAAUGUGCCCUACAAGAGGGCAUGUUCUCUGGCAUUCAUGAUGUCUGGCUUUUAAAAGCCAUACCCCCAAAAUGAACCCUAAAGAAGGCAAAAACCAUCAAGUAGCUCAAACUUCCCAGUCAGCCCUCAUUCUCAAUUCACAGUGGGCCUUCAUUUCCCUUUGCCUGCCCUGGUUAUCUGGGAAUCUCUGUAGGCUUUUCUCCUUCCAAACAGUGUCCAGUAAGACUUCUCUCUUUCCUUCCUCUUCAACAAAAUCAACUUAUUCUUUGACUCAUCCCCAACUUUUUUCUCUCAGCCAGAAAAGUAAUUUAAUCAACUAAUUUUCACUAAAGUAUUAAUAACUAAAAAGUACUUAGAGUAUUGCCCAUCUUGUGAGUACUUUUAAAACAAAAAUUUCUAACACUUCCUCUCCAAUUAAAUCUUUAAUGAUGGGAUUUUAGGCCUUGUAACAGGUAGAUAGAUACAAUAUUUAGGUCCAGGGGAAUGAAAGAUAUCACAUAGGCAUCUUCAUAUUUUAUGCAAAAAGUCAACCCCAGUCUAAAUACUUAACCUAAAAGUGAAGAUACAGGCCACAUCCCAGUCACCAGAGUAAAAAUGAGGAAAAUAUCAAAUGAAUAAAGAAAGAAACUAAGAAAGUGUUGAUGGAGGGAGGGGAUAGGACACUUUUUGAACUCCUUUGUCAAAUUUCAAAUUUUCUUUUCAGUGGAGAAUGAUUAGAACAGUUCACAAAGGGGGAAAUUAUCUACAAUUCAUUUUAGAAAUACUGUGCCUUCAAUCAGCAGUCUGAACUUGUAUACAAAGUAAUUAAGGGUUUCUGACAUGAAAGAAAUAGAAGGAGCAGCCCCAGUGAGAAGGGUAGACACUACAAAGGGUAUCUUUAUUUAUGUUAUAUGGAUGGCAUAUUUAUACAUCAUACACAAUGAAAUAAGACAAGUCUUGGACAAGGUUUUGUGGUAGCCUUAGAGUUCUUGGUUUAUUUUAGAAGAAAAAAAAUUGCUUUUUACAGAAGUGAGAACAGGGUUUCCAACCUGUCAAGACUUCUAGGGAGGCCCAUGGAUGAUUUCAAGGGGUCUGAGAGCUUGGAUAGGGGAAAACAUAUCUGUUUAUUUUCAUUAACCUCUAACUAAAAUUUAGCAUUUCCUUCAAUUCUUAAAAAAAAAACCCACAUUAUUCUGAGAAGGGAUCAUAAGCUUUAGCAGAUUGUCCAAGGGGUCCAUAAUACACAAAAUUUAAAAAAAAUCUCUUUGGUUAAAAGUUUACAAUGGAAGAAAGAGUAACAGAAUGAUGAGCAAGUUGCUUUUAAAAGUUGGAGGAUGCAUGACGGGUGAACAAACCAAUUCCUGUCUUUCCUUCCAACGGUUUUCUAUGUCUCACCACCAUCACCAUCACCAUGCACUCAGAUUUGCUAGGUACUCUGAGUUCUGACAGUCCUCCAAGUCCUUCAGAAAGCACACAUUCCAAAGUUCAUAGCCACGUGUAAACAAAAUCUUUAAAUCAUAGUUUGAAAACCAUGAAAUUGUAUUAAGAAUCUCUCAUACUGUGUUGUAGAGUUACAUGGUAAUGCUACAUGGCAACGAUUUUAAGGGACAGAAUAAGCUAUAUUUUUAUUUACAACAUAGAGUGGGUCUUUGGUCAUAUCAAAAUGAAAUGACAGGCAGAGAUCUGAGGAGAGCAGUGGGGGAGUAGUAGGCUGAAACUAAUAAGAACAAUGGAAUAGACUUGGAUGAAGCCAUAAUAUAGGGGUGGUUAAGGUUCCAUUUUAUUCUUUAUGCAGUGGCUUCUUGCAUUUUCUGAGAGGUGCUUCCAUUACCAGUUCUGGGCAGUUAGAGACAAUAGAGAUCUCAGGUCUUCCUUACAAGUCACUUUUAAUUCAUGAAAUCCACAUUUCUGAUUAACUAGGGUUAAAUAAAAAUGGAAUUUUAUUAUGAUAGAGUAAUAUUGUCUUCAAUAUAGAAUUCAGAGCCAUUGAGAUGGAAUGGCAAACCCUUGAUUCAUAUGGAAUUCUUUUAUUUAAUAGCAUUAGAUGAAAUCAGCUCAGGAAAACAAAGCUUUUCUGAGACAACCAUUAGCCCAGGGGACUAGCCUCAUGAUACAGAACUGGAUGUUAUAAGGGUGUAUUCCUUUGUUAUCAUCAGAUUCUGUUUUUUGCUUUACCUUAAUGGACUGGAAAAUAGUUUGGCCAAAAGUUCUUUUGGGGGAGGAGGAAGAAAACAAGAUGGAAGAAAGAUGAGACUGGGCUAUCUAAAAAGAAUGUCUUCAGUAUGGCAGGUACAGAGGCAAGCAUUAACUAACCCACUAAAAUUCUUUCCAAAAUUUAGGUCCUCUGUAAGAGAAAAAGGUAUGAUUCCUCCUUGCCCCAGAGGAGCAGGUAAAUAAGAUAAAAAACUAGAAAGAACAUUAGAGGGUCAUCCCUUGCAAAAAUGAAAGUCAAUCAAGGGAUUGAUUUUACAGAUAAGGAAGCUGAGACCCAGCUAUGUUAAAUUACUUGUCCAAGGGCAUAUAAGAAUUAAGGAUCAAAAGGAAGAUUUGUAUCCAAGCCAACCGAUUACAGAAUGAAUGCUCUUAGGAGGCUAAAAAGAACUUGUUUUAUCAUCAUAGGAUAUAGAUAUAUGGCCCUAAGCAAGUCAUUUCUCUUUUAUGGGUCUCAAUUUCCUCAUUUAUAGAAUAGGGGUAGAAAGCUCAGAUUUAUCUUUUCCAGUUCAGACUACUAAGAUCUUUGAAAAAAUCUGAAAGACUUCCUUUCAGUUGAUUAAAGGUCUUGCCCCUCUUCAGAAAUAUAUAUGGGAACUUAAAUAGGGAAAGAACCAUCCUGGAAAAUUCUAUUCAGUUAGAUAAUUGCCAAAGCAAAUAGGAAGCCUUUUCUGCUUUUGUCUUAUUCAGUAAAAGGUUAUAAAAUGAGUUCAAUAUUUAUUAAAAGAAUAGUUUAUUUAGAAAAGCAGUAAGUACUCAAAUACUCAAUUUGAAAAAAUCUGGAAUUUGGAGAAUACAACAGAGUCCAUCAUGUCAUAAUAUUUCCCAUUCGAUGAACUGUCAAUAUUUUUGAUUUAACAAUUUCACAUGUGUAAGUUAACUGAGAAUGCCACCCUAAGUAUACGUAGAAGGCUUCUUCCAAAGUGGGACAUAUAUGAUGUAUACUAAAUGUAGUUUUGCUAUUUAGUCAUUUCAGUCACGUCCAACUCUUUGGACUCUAUUUGGGGUUUUCUGAACAGAGAUACUGGACUGAUUUGCCAUUCCCUUUUUCCAGCUCAUUUUACAAAUGAGAAAACUGAGAUAAAAAGGAUUAAGUGACUUGCUCAGGGUCACACAGCUUUGAGGUCAGAUUAGAACUCAGGAAGAUUAGUCUUCCUGACUGCAGUCCUGGCACUCUAUUCAUUGCACCACCUAGCUGCCUUUCUAAAUGAAGCUAUUGACAGGUAAAAGUGUAGAAAAGCCCAAGACAUCAUCAGAGAUGAUAAGAUGAUCUACUGCUAAUUGUCUAUUGAGAAGCACUAAUGAGGUUAAAGGAAAGGCUUCUAAGUAACCUGGGGUCACCCUACAAAGGCAAAAAACAAAUUCUGACAACUCCAGGGAUCUUCAGAUUGUUUUGUUGUAAGAUAAAAAUGGAAUCCAUUGCUAGAAUCACAUUUCCAGCCAGUGAAAGUGGAAAUAAUGCAAGGGUUCCAGGAUUUCUAUAAUGAAUGAAUAAGCACAACAGUUAUUUGUAUACAUGUCUUAUUAAUCCUACUAGGUUGCAGUUCUAUGAGGUCAGAAAUUAACUUUUUUAUUCCCCCCCCAGCAACUUUUACAAAGUAGGUAUUCAAUAAAUAUGCACUGAAUAAACGAAAAACAGUGCUCUAAAUCCAGUAAUGAGAAUCAGAUAGGAAACAUAUACAUAUAGAGACUUUCUUUCUCUAUUCUCCACUUUCCCCUACCCCAAACAGAAACCCACACCCAUUCCAUAUAAUAUUUAUCCUUUCCUUUUUCUAACUUGUUGAUCUUUUUGUGGGUGGGUAGCUUGGAAAUUUAAGUAGCUUCUGAUAAAUGGAUAAGAUGUAUAAAGUCAGAGAAACUGAAAAGUGAUUAAUAUUUAUAGCAGGACCAAAGAUAUGUAAAAAAAGAAUUCAACUGUAGUUUGGCUCAUUUGUAUUUACCCUGCCUACAAUGUGAACAAGUCAGUUGCAUGGCCAGGGAAAAAAGAAAAAAAAAAAACUUGUAUAACAUUAUGUGUUGUAUAAAAUCUAUUGUAACUAAAUCAAUAAAGCAUUGUUUAUGUGGGUCAUCCCAAGUUAUGGAAA
This is a messenger RNA of Antechinus flavipes (yellow-footed antechinus), 6916 nucleotides long. RefSeq names its product vasoactive intestinal peptide receptor 2 (gene VIPR2). Gene Ontology annotation, biological process: adenylate cyclase-modulating G protein-coupled receptor signaling pathway; cell surface receptor signaling pathway. The record is from RefSeq and is a predicted model, not a curated record. Gene Ontology annotation, cellular component: plasma membrane. Bases 750 to 2075 code for a protein of 441 amino acids. Gene Ontology annotation, molecular function: G protein-coupled peptide receptor activity; vasoactive intestinal polypeptide receptor activity; peptide hormone binding. Lineage: Eukaryota; Metazoa; Chordata; Mammalia; Dasyuromorphia; Dasyuridae. The transcript is spliced from 13 exons.